AUGGAUCCCGGUUUGAAUCCCACCCAUGCUUUCUUCCUCCUAGUCAAUGAAGAGGUCUUUGCAUCUGUUUUGGAAGGUCCAGCGAAAGGUGAUAUCCCAUUCGUCUAUGCCGUAGAUACUCGUUAUUGGGCGCCGACUGAGUGUUAUGAAGACGAGGAUGAGAUUGAGGAUGAAGAGGAUGAAGAUUACAAGGGAUCUCUGAAAGUAGCCGUAAAAUUAUUCGGGGAAUUUUGGUAUUGUGUUUCCACAGGAGAUGUUAGUAUGGAGCAGCUAGGACCCUCAGACCAUGUGAGAAAGAUAAUGUUCACCGAACGGAUUCUGUGA
This is a messenger RNA of Botrytis porri, 324 nucleotides long. RefSeq lists its product as uncharacterized. The transcript has a single exon. NCBI's taxonomy places the organism in Eukaryota, Fungi, Ascomycota, Leotiomycetes, Helotiales, Sclerotiniaceae. The coding region runs from base 1 to 324 and encodes 107 amino acids. The record is from RefSeq and is a predicted model, not a curated record.